AUGAGUUUGUUAGAUGAUGAACCAAUAACUGGUUAUGAUAAUCUAAUAAGUACAUCACAGCCUAUUCAACCUGUUCAAGUUUCUUUAUCAGAUGCAGCUAAAAGUAAAUCGGGUCGUUCCAUCCCGCCUGACGUCCUGAUUAGAAUAUUUCAAUAUUUACCUAUUUAUGCUUUGGUUAAUGUUGCUUUAACUUCGAGACGUUUCAAGGUACUAGCUUAUGAUGAUGAAAUUUGGGAUAAUAAACUGCAGGUCAUGUUGGAGAAUGAUCAUGGACCAUUAGCUGCCAUGUUAGCAGAUAAUGAUAACACAAAGGGUUCUUUAAUUGACUCUGAAAAUACAAUAUACAUUAACAAUAAACCUUUAAAUACGCUCAUUCUCGGCAUGUCCACCGAUCCUUACAGUGCUCGAGCAAGAGCAAAAUCAACAGGAAGAUCAAAAGAACAAUUCAAACAGUUGUAUACACAGUUGAUACCCUAUUAUUUAGAUUUGCGAGAUAGAAAUAAAGAAUCGACUAAAGUAUUACAUGAUUUUGGUGGUAACCCCGAAGAAUGUGGUAAAGUCAUUAAUUUAUUAAUUGGCUUGGGACAAUGUCAUGUUGUGGAUGAUUGGAAACAGAUUAAUGAAAAUUUGAAUGCAUUAUCUCAAUAUUUUGAAAGCGCAUCACUUCAUGAAUUCGAGGUCGCUUAUGAUGUACAUAAUAUAAAUGAAAUGAAAUCUUAUGCAAAUGCUUUAAUUGCCUUGAAUGGAGGUUUAACCUGUAUACAAACUUACGUUCAAAAGCAUCCUCUGUUUUAUGAUAAUCCUUUCAAACCAGAAGAUAACUUUGUGAUGUCUUAUGAUGAUUUGACACCUUUUAAGAAGUUAAUGCUUCUUAUUACAGAUGAACUCAAACAGCAAUCCUCAGUAGUAGCAGAAGUAUUUCCUACCAAAAUGGAUGUAUUUUAUAUCUUUGUAGAUCGAGUAUUUGAGGAUGUGAUUGCAGAGUUUGUUAGUCAAUUAUUAAAUAGAGCUAUAUCGAAAAGUACUCAUCUUUAUUUAAUAACUAUGUCAAACGUGUUGAAUUUAAGCAAGAAUAUGAUUGAUAUCUUUACAAAUAACUCCGAUUCACCAAGCAAGAUUGAAACUGACCGCGGAAUUAAUUUAUUAUUCAAACUUUUACUGCCCUUUUUAGAUGACUAUUUAUAUGAAGAAAGUAACUAUGCAGAAAUGACGACUAAAAAAUAUAUUGAAGAAUGGAAUAAUCGAGUGAUAGGAAAUACAGACACUUCUACACGUCUCACAAAUCAAACCCGUGAAACAUUUAAAAGAAAUUAUUUAGCUGCGUUUAAAAAAGUACUCAUAUUACCAGUUGAUUUAGUAUCCACUGCAGCAACGACUAUUGCUUCACCCUUUCAAAAGAAUGCCAAUUUAAAUGAGAAACGAGCUAAUUCUAUUGAUUUAAUCGCUUCACCUCAAUCGACACCACCUUCCACACCCAAGACAAAUCGAUAUUCAUUGGAUCCACCAAGAUCACCUACAGUCGCUUAUGGUAAAGAAAUUAGAGGCCAAUUAGAAUUUGUAGGACAAGAAUUAGAUAUGCUUCAAAAUUAUCUUUCGCUAGAGACUUCAUUACAAUUAAUUCAUGUGAAUAAAGAAUCUGAAGGACGAUUACAACAAUUUAUUGAUAUUGGAUUUCCAGGACGAAUGAAAACAGAUAUUCAUAGAACUUAUGAACAUAUUUUUAUUCAAUUAUUAAAGCUAUUAGGUCAACAUCAUAUUCAACCUGGUUUUGAAAGUGCAUCCAAUCGAUUAUCUUCUUAUAAGCCUAACAUGGAUAGUGCUAAUGAAGAUGUGCCACCACUCACUGAGUUCUUUGAACUUGUUCAUGUAGCCGACGUUAUUCAACAAAUGAUUCAACUUUAUUAUGACGAAGAAAUCACUAAAAAUGUAGAUAAACUUGAUUUCUUGAAUGAAGUGAAUAAAGAAAAAAAGUCAUUUGAAAGAUUGUUAGAUGAUUGUGUAGCACAGGGAAUGGAUCGUGGUAUUCAGGUGCUCUUAUCACAAGUAGAAUUCAUUUUAACUCAUGAACAAAGAAAAGAAGACUAUAAUCCACCCAACGAUAUGAUACCCGACCUCAAACCCACAAAGGCUUGUCAAGAUACAAUUCAAUGUUUAAAGACAAAUACUUCCAUGUUAGUAGGUGCAGCAGAAAAGGCUACAAUGGAUUUAUUCUUUAAUGAAAUUAGUAGAAGAUUUUUCGAAAUUCUAUGUAAACAUUUAAAAUCACAAACUGUAAAUGAAACAGGAGGCUUUAGAUACAUUAGUGAUAUGAACGCUUAUUAUGACUUUAUAUUAACUUUAAAACAAAAGACAAUUACACCUUACUUUUUAGCACUCAAAUCGCUCGCUAAUCUUUAUAUCAUCGAAUCAGCAACUGAUAUAAAAUUACUUAUUCAUGAUUUAGAACGAUAUCACGGUUUAAUGAGAGUAGAAGAUUUAUUUGAAUUUGCUGCUUGUAGAAGUGAUUGGCCUAUGAUUAAGAGAGUUGUUCAAAAGGACAUAACAGAUUGUUGUAUUAUGUAA
Molecule: messenger RNA, 2562 nt
Organism: Cokeromyces recurvatus
Lineage: Eukaryota; Fungi; Mucoromycota; Mucoromycetes; Mucorales; Mucoraceae
Product: exocyst complex component Sec10-like protein
Exons: 14
Coding region: 1-2562 (853 amino acids)
Biological process (GO): Golgi to plasma membrane transport; exocytosis
Cellular component (GO): exocyst; cytoplasm
Molecular function (GO): protein binding
Source: RefSeq, a predicted model, not a curated record